Maylandia zebra (zebra mbuna) is the source of this 9770-nucleotide messenger RNA. RefSeq names its product tectorin alpha (gene tecta). Gene Ontology annotation, biological process: cell-matrix adhesion. Gene Ontology annotation, molecular function: protein binding. The record is from RefSeq and is a predicted model, not a curated record. NCBI's taxonomy places the organism in Eukaryota, Metazoa, Chordata, Actinopteri, Cichliformes, Cichlidae.
UUUGACAGAAUGGUCAGGCCAGGCUGUCCAGUCAUUCUGCUCCAUAUCUUCAGCAUCUUUGCACACACAAGAGGUAACACUCAGGAUACGCUGUAUCCGUAUGGACCUGGCCAUAGGGAUCUAGAGACUCCAAAGAUGGACGAUGGAAGUUCUCCUGAAAUUACUUUACUCAUCCCCUUUAUUUUCUUCAAUAUCCCUUACCGCUCUAUCUAUGUCAACAACAAUGGUGUAAUCUCCUUCAACGUGCAGGUUAGCCAAUUCACACCAGAGGCUUUUCCCCUGAGUGACAGCAGGUCAUUUAUUGCUCCACUCUGGGCAGAUGUGCACAAUGGCAUCCGCGGAGACGUGUACUACCGGGAGACCACCGAGCCAGAAAUUCUCGAAAGGGCAACACAAGAUGUCCGGAAGUAUUUCAAAAACAUGCCCACCUUCACUGCCACAUGGGUCUUUAUUUCAACAUGGCACCAAGUCACUUUCUAUGGAGGAAGCCAGACAACUCCGGUGAACACGUUCCAAACUGUACUCAUCUCAGAUGGCGUGGCAUUCUUCAGUAUGUUCAACUACGGCGAAAUCACAUGGAGCACAGGAACAGCCAGUGGUGGAGAUCCAUUAACAGGAUUGGGCGGUACAACAGCUCAGUCAGGUUUUAAUGGUGGAGAUAUUGGCCAUUUCUUCAACCUGCCGGGAUCGCGGUCAAAUGAUGUAGUGAACAUUGAACAAACAACUAAUGUAAAUAUUCCUGGGCGCUGGUUCUUCCGUGUAGACACUGAGCUGAUUAAUCCUGCCAAUGGCUGCAGCUACAAUGGCCGUUACUACAGACGGGGAGAGAUCUUUUGGCUGUCUGACAGAUGCUCACAGCGGUGUCGCUGCCUUGACAUCGAUAAUGAGGUGCAGUGUCAAGAGGCUCCGUGUGGGCAGCUUGAAACCUGUGAGCAGCUGGAAGGAGCCUUUUACUGCCAGCCCACUCGCACCAGCACUUGUGUGGUAUUCGGAGACCCCCACUAUCACACCUUCGAUGGCUUCCUCUAUCACUUCCAGGGGACCUGCUCCUACCUGCUGGCUCGGCCCUGCUGGGAGGUAGCAGGGCUGCCCUUCUUCAGUGUGGAGGCCAAAAACGAGAACCGUGGAGCUGCCUCUGUUUCCUGGCUUAGAGACGUCACAGUGGAGGUGUAUGGUCACCGAGUUACGCUGCCAAAAGGAAGUUUUGGAACAGUCCAGGUGGAUGGCUUGGUGAAGACUUUACCAGUCCAACUCCAGCUUGGUGCUGUCAGGGUGUACCAAUCUGGGGUUGCCAUUGCUUUAGAAACUGAUUUUGGACUCUUGGUAACUUACGAUGGCCAACAUUACGCAUCCAUCUCCCUACCCAGCUCCUACUUCAACAACACUUGUGGCCUUUGCGGCAACUAUAAUGAUGACCCUGCCGAUGAUCCCGUACUACCUGAUGGCACUCUGGCAGAAAGUGUAGUGGAGCUGGGAGGCAGCUGGAGGGCAGAGGACACAGACUGGAGGUGUACAGAUGGAUGUGCACAGAACUGCAGCAUGUGUGACCCUCUUGCAGAAGCUUUCUACUUUCGGUCUGACUACUGUGGGUUAAUUAACAAAACUGAUGGACCAUUCAGGGACUGCAGAGCUGUUGUGGAUCCUACAGCCUUUGUGUACAGCUGCGUUUAUGAUAUGUGCAGCAACAAGGAUAACAUCACUACUCUAUGCCAGGCCAUCCAGGCCUAUGCACUGGCUUGUCAGGCCCUUGGUGUCACAAUACGACCUUGGAGAUCUCGCACCUUCUGUGCUUGGUCUUGUCCAGACUUCAGCCAGUAUCAAGUGUGCACAAGCGCCUGUCCAGCUUCCUGCUCAGACCUCACCGCUCCCUUGUACUGUGCUCAUCCUUGCACUGAGGGCUGCCAAUGUGACCCAGGCUAUAUUCUCAGUGGCAGCCGCUGUGUACAGCGUGAAGACUGUGGCUGUGAGCAUAAUGGCCUUUAUUACCCCCUUAAUACGACUUUCUGGGUAGGUCCCAGCGGUGAAGAAGGAGAAUGUACCCUCCGGUGUACCUGUGGGCCUGCUGGGGAAGUUUCUUGUUUCAAUGAUUCCUGUAAGGAGGGUGAGGUGUGUAAGGCAGAGGUUGGCCUGCUGGGUUGCUACCCUCGAAGAGAAGGGGUUUGCUCAGUCACCCAAAACUCAGUGACAUCCUCCUUCGAUGGCACCUUCCUGUCGUUCCCAGAUGACAGCUCUUAUUACUUACUGAAGCUGUGCGCUCCAGUGCCAGCCAACGGCUCGAUGGUGGAGGUGAAGCUAGGCCGGCGGUUGGUCAACAAAGGGCCUGCUUGGAAAAGACCUGUGGUAGUUACGCUAGCUAACGUGGAGGCACAGAUGGGAGGGUUGGAUUUUGAUACAGUCAAGGUGAAUGGUGAACUAGUGUUGCUCCCAUACGUCCAUCCAAUGGAGACAAUGAUGAUAUACAGAGCGCCGGGCAAUGCAACAGUGGUGGAGUCCCGCGGUCUGCUUCGUGUCCACUACACACAUCAAGGAUUCCUCAAUAUCUCCCUUUCAACCCUCUUCUACAAUGUUACAUGUGGUCUUUGUGGUGUUUUCAAUAGCAAUGCAACCGAUGACCUUCGCCUACCCAAUGGACGCCAGGCAGAGUCAAUCGAACAGUUCACAGACGGCUGGCGCUCCAUUGCUGAUGAUCUUACCUGCAAUGGCGACUGCGACGACCUGUAUCGCAUGUGCACAGACUUACGUCUUUAUCAGAGCCCUUGGAUGUGCGGCAAUAUCAACGACCCCGGGAAUAGUUCCUUUCUUGCGUGUCACGCAGUGGUUAACCCCUCGCCAUUCUUCAGGAACUGUUUGUAUAACAUGUGCGUGAGGGAAGGGAACCGCUCAGCCCUGUGUUCUUCGCUGCAGGCUUACGCCACCGCCUGUCAGGAUGCUCAAGUAGGACUUGCUUCAUGGAGGAGCACCACCAACUGUCCUCUUCCCUGUCCAGAGAACAGUCACUUUGAUGAGUGCACCAGCGCCUGCCCUUUGACCUGUGCCAACUUGGACGACCCCGAAGAGCCGUGCCCCCUGCCUUGUCAGGAGGGGUGUCAGUGCGAAGACGGCUUCGCGCUGCGGGAUGGCCUGUGCGUGGCACGCAGAGAUUGUGGCUGCAUCUACCACAGGCGUCAGCUGGCCACCAACCAGACUUUCUGGACAGACUGGGAGUGCCAGGAGCGCUGCUACUGCAAUGGCUCUGACAACACCGUAUACUGUCAGCUCGCGCCGUGUCACCCUGAGGAGUACUGCCAGGAGAAUGACGGCCUGUAUUUCUGCCAGCCGCGCUCUGAGGCCCUGUGUGUGGCAGCUGGCUAUGGACAUUUUUUGCCAUUUGGCGGAGUGCCGUUCGAGCUGCAGAGCUCUUGCACUCUCAGGAUGGUCACCACCAGAUGUGGGAGGGGGAACACGGCGCACGUACCCAUCACCAGAACUUUUCCUCCAUUUAAACUGGCGGUUCGUAACGAGGACAGAGACACGAGCCAAGCAAUUUGGGUGAGGGGUUUUGUGCUGGAAGUUUAUGAGUAUGAAAUUGAAGCAUCUCGAAGCUACAGAAACACUGUCACGGUGAAUAAGGAGCGACUGUACCUUCCCCUGAAGCUGGGCCCAGGAAAGGUCAAUAUCUUCACCUUUGGCAUGCACCUCAUUUUGGAGACAGACUUUGGCCUGAAGGUGGCCUUUGACUGGAACACUCUCCUGCUCUUGACUUUACCCCGCGACCUCUACAACUCCACCUGUGGCCUUUGCCAGGGCGUGCCUCUGUCCCCACCCACCCUUUCCACUACCGACUGGGGCAUGGCCUGGGCGGAGAGGGACACCUUCUGCCAGGUGGGCUGCGGUGACUCCUGCCCGCGCUGUGGCCUCGGAGAGAAAAGCUCCCAAAACGACACCCCUCUCAUGGUGGCUGAUGCCAACAUGAACGCUGGGAGCGACGAUGAAGCAAAUGGAGUCAGCACUGGCAUACGUUUCCACAUCGGUGACGGGCUCUAUGUGUUUGUGGAGCCUGAGGCAGUGAGGCUGUGUGGGUUACUUGUUGAUCGGUCAGGCGUGUUUGCACGGUGUCACAGCAAGGUGGCGCCAGCGUUCUUUUAUCAAAGCUGCCUCCAGGACACCUGCUUGGAUCAAGGAGCUCAGGAUACAAUCUGUAACUGGCUGCAGAUCUAUGCCAGCACCUGUCAGACCCAAGGGGUGCAUGUCACCGACUGGAGGAGCGACACACCGUGUGUCCAGAGCUGUCCACCUAACAGCCAUUACUCCAGUUGCAUGUCAGUUUGCCCGCCCCAGUGUGCACCAGCCCGCGGCCAGAGGGACUGCAGCCAGGACUGCGUGGAGGGCUGCCAGUGCGACCAGGGCUACGUGCUCAACGGCAAGAGCUGCAUCCUUUCUCAGAACUGUGGCUGCUAUACCGAUGGCACAUACUAUGAGCCCAAGCAGCUUUUUUGGAACGCCGACUGCACCAAACGCUGCCAGUGCAUUGGACGAAACCUGAUCCAGUGCAAUCCAAGGCGAUGCAAGGCAGAGGAGGAGUGCACCCUCCGGUACGGGGUUCGGGGCUGCUUUGCCCGCCGCUCCCAGCAGUGCGUGGCAUCAGGCGGCGGAGUGUUCAGGACAUUCGACGGGGCAUCGCUGCGACUGCCGGCCUCGUGCUCCUUCGUCCUGUCCACAAACUGUCACAAGCUGCCCGACCUCUCUUUCCAGCUCAUUGCCAACUUUGAUAAAUGGAGCACGCCCAACCUCACCACCAUCUCGCAUGUCUACCUGUAUAUAAAUGAGGAGAAUAUACUCAUCUCUGGCAGCACUGUCAAGGUUAAUGGCACACCAGUAUCCGUACCAUUUGUAACAGGGCUGAUGACACGCCUGUCCACAUCUGAGGGCUUCAUUGUCAUCGACACACCCCAGGACAUCCAGGUUCGCUACAACCACUUUAACACCCUGAGCAUCACAAUGGGCCAGCGGCUCCAGAACAAGGUGUGCGGCCUUUGUGGGAAUUUCAAUGGGGACCCCAAUGAUGACUACAUCACCUCAAGGGGCAAGCCGGCUGUCAGCGCCCUGGAGCUGGCACAGAGCUGGAAGACCAACGGCAUGCAGAACAGUUGUGAUGAGACCCAGUACGUGGCUUUGGCUCAGUCCUGUGACAACUCGGCCAUCCUGGCUCUACAGAGUGAAGAUGCCUGUCAGAAGCUCACCCAGCUCAAAGGCUUCUUCCAGCCAUGCCACGGCCUGCUGGAUCCCCGUCCUUUCUACCAGUCCUGCUACCUGGAUGGCUGCUACAAUCAUCGCAAGGCUCAGGUCUGUGGAUCACUAGCCGCCUAUGCAGAAGCCUGCCGGUCCAUGGGCACCCUCACGACCAAGUGGAUCACCCAAGAGAACUGCUCAGAAUGGAUCUAUGACCCCUGUGCAGGAGAGAUCUGCACAAACUUCACCUGUGAGCUGGAGAAUGGAGGCGAUCUGUGUGGCUGUCCGGAGUUACCCACCAACUCUGAAGGCGAGGAUGACAUCAUCCAAGCGGAGGUGACCUGUAAGCAUGCUCAGAUGGAGGUUUCCAUCUCCAAGUGUAAGCUCUUCCAGCUGGGCUUUGAACGGGAAGAUGUCCGGAUCAACGACGAGCACUGCGCUGGCAUUGAGGGAGAGGACUUCAUCUCCUUCCACAUUAACAACACUAAGGGACACUGCGGUUCCAUUGUACAGUCCAACGGCACACACAUCAUGUAUAAAAACACUGUGUGGAUAGAAAGUGUGAACAACACUGGGAACAUCAUCACCAGAGACAAGACCAUCAACGUGGAGUUUUCCUGCGCCUAUGAGCUGGACCUGAAGAUCUCACUGGAGACUGUCCUCAAACCCAUGCUCAGCGUCAUUAACCUCACCCUACCGACCCAGGAAGGAAACUUCAUUACCAAGAUGGCUCUGUAUAAAAACUCCUCGUACCGCCAUCCAUACAGAGAGGGGGAGGUGGUGCUCAGCACUCGAGACAUCCUGUACGUAGGCGUUUUUGUGGAAGGAGCGGAUGAAAACCAGCUCAUCCUUAUAGUGAAUAUGUGCUGGGCCACGCCGUCGCGCUACAGCAGUGAUCGACUCCGCUACAUCAUCAUUGAGAGAGGGUGCCCAAACAUUAAGGACAAUACCAUUGGCAUGGCAGAGAAUGGCGUAUCACUCACCUGCCGCUUUCACGUCACCGUCUUCAAGUUCAUCGGGGAUUACGAUGAAGUCCACCUGCACUGUGACGUUUCUCUGUGCGACUCAGAGACGAACGCCUGCAAAGUGAACUGUCCACAUAAGAGAAGAAUGUACUCAGAGGACAGUGACCAUAAAGAGCACAUACUGUCUGUUGGACCCAUAAGAAGAAGAGAGUCUGACUGGUGUGAGGAGAACAAUGGAGGCUGUGAGCAAAUCUGCACCAGUAAGGCCGCUGGGCCCAUCUGCAGCUGUGUGACUGGGAUGCUGCAAAGAGAUGGGAAGAGCUGCCGGGCCGUGAGCUCAAGCAGUAACAUCACACCUGCGAUUCCUCUGCUGAGCGUCAGCGCUGCGAUCUCCGUGCUCCUGGCUCACCUUCACACUCUUCUCCUCUCCUAACGCUCUGUGAGCUAAGAGAAGGCAAUAAAUGACAAAGAUCAAACACACAAAAAGACUUGAAUAUGCACAAAGUAUCAUCAUUGAUUAGCCAGUAGAGCAGCUGUGUUUCAGCCAGAAAGUCAAGACAGAAUAUACUGUACACCGACUAAUUUUUGUCUCCACAUUUCAUUGAUAAAAGGUAAGUCAGUUUUCUAGAUACAUGGACAGUCAGUCAGUUUCACUGCUUUGUUGUGUUUUUCUUCAUCCCCAUCUGCUCCCUCAUUUACAUUUAUCAGGACUCCCACUGUUUAUCACUCACCUAAAGCCACUAUGUGUAGAUGUUUUCAUGUGAUUAUAACAUAUUUUUACAAAUUUCUUUAUAGGAAAUUAACAUAUUAUGCAUGCUACCACCAGAUGGUGCCAAAGAAAGUAAUUUUCCAAUCCUAGACAUAAAAACUUGAAGGUACAACAGCUAAAAUCACACAGUGAUGUUUAUGGAAAGACAAUGGCUAAAUUAAAAAGAAACAGUAAUAUAACUGAUUAGUUAAAGAGGCAUAAUUGUAAAUCAUCAGGGAAUGUGAAAUGUGAUCCCACCUGUUUGUAUUUAUACCUGAUAUUAUUCUACAGUCACACUAAGGAAAGCAGUGGCUGGAGAUCACGACUGUGUGCAAUGAACUUGCGAUUUUUUUUUUGCCAUUGAAAUUGUUGCUUCAAAGACAGGAUCGGGUCUAUGACCACUUAGUCAGAUGCCAUCUUUAAAAUGACCUUAGUGUAACAAUAAGACGACGUCAGUCUGCUAUCGUUCAAUUGAAUGCACUCAAACUGGCAACUGCAUUCAGUCUGUUUGUGAUAAUAUAGUGAUUAUGAAUCAAUCUGCUGCAAAUCGCAUUCAAAUCAAACUUAUAUUAAUCAGAAAUUCCCACUAACUACACUCCUCCAUAAAUGGUGACGUAGCUGCUGCUUAUAACCAGAAUACAACUAGUUGAUUACAGCGUGCUAGCAAUUUGUCUGUGUUUGCAAACUUUUACCAAUCUGUCUGAGAGCGAUCGGUUGCUUGGAGACAGGUUGCCUCCCACCAGGCAAUGUUUGCAACUACCUUGCAAUAGAAAAUUAACUAUAUGUUUGCACUAAGUAGUUGCAAGUAAAACGUAAAAAAAGCAACAAAACACAGCAGUAAUCAGGCAACCAUCAGUUUUGACUGUUUUUACCCUAGUGUGAGCUAUUCAUAAAUCCCAUUCUGUCCAAACUGUGAUCAGAUCUUAAUGAGUAGGUGGGGUGCAACAACUAGAAACCCUCAUGAUUGUGAUUUAAUUGAUUUACAGAGCCAUCAAAAUGUAAACAUCAAACUAUUUUAUUAUUAAUUUAUGAAUAAAUUACAUUUAAAUGACUGUAAAUUUCCUGUUUCUCAGUGGAGAGGUUUAUUAAAGUUACCUUUUAUAUUUUAAACUGAUAAUCAGAUGAAACAAAAAAGUAAAAUAGAAACUUUUAAUUUGAAAUUUUUUUUAAUUAAAUUACAUUUUAAAACCAAGCAGUUAAUAGUUAUUGUGCUGACUUGACGUCAUUCAGGGGUCACAAGGUCACAUAUUCAUGACAUUUGGAUCGAAAUGGGAAAGAAGCUUGUUUAUAAGUACCAUAAACUAUAAAUAAAAGAUGGGCAUGGCAAAGUCCAGUCUUUGAAACCUUGAACUGAGGAUUUGCCGCCUUGGUGUGGUGAGACUGGGUGUGAGGACUGAAGGGUGGAGCUGACCGAAAAACCAAAGUGCUUUAUGUUCGUGGGCUCGCUGAUCCCAUGUUGGGCCUGACCUAAAGCAUACCCUGGUCUGAAAACCAUCCAGAAACAGUAGCCCCUUCCUGACGCUUAAGCUUAAACUCCCUGGGCUUCACUUUUAUACUCAGCCUGAGGUUGGCGCUACUCUGCUACUCAUGUGAUUGUGUACUUUCAUUUAGUAUUUUGAGAGUCUCCCCAAAAGUAUGAUGCUGUUUUAUGGACUUUACGGCUCAGGUGUGACUUUUUGAUGAGAAGCUUAAGAGAGGAAGAAGAGCUGAGGUUACUGUAUGUAACAUUUAAACAUGCUGUUUCUUUAAAAAAUGGCAAAACUGUACAGAUUUCAUUAAGAAACUGGCAACUGAGCAUCUGCAGAUCUGUGUCAGAGUGCAAACCUUUACCCAGAAACGAGCGAACAAACUUUAUCUUAUAUAAUUGCUUCCUAACUGUGCGGUUUAUUGCUCUAAACCAAUAAAACCUACAGCAGGUUAUGGCUGAAAAGGAGGUUAGGGAUUAUCUAAGAAGAAAACUGUGUGAAAGGGUGAUGCAUUGUGAAGUGAAGUAUUUAUGUGUGAAGUAUCUGUUUAAAAUGUUAAUCAGCCACAACAUUAAAACCACCCGCCUGAUGUUGUGCACAGAUCUGACUCGCUGCACCUCAGGGGGCGCCCUCUAGUGCCUGGGAAUGGGACUUUGACUCCUUUGGCGUCUGUAUGCUUUCGAGUGGGGCUACCAUGGAUUAGAACCGCAGUCUGUCCUAAACCUUAAAAAGUUGCUUUGUUGCCUAAAUUUAACCAAACUGCAAUUGACAGUUAAUUUUUUCUUAAAGAAACCCAAAGUUUCCCAUCAAAAAAUUGCAUUUUAACUAGUUGAUCAAUAUUUUUCACUUCACCUGCGUGAGUGGUUUUGAUGAUGUUGCUUUACUGGUGUAAUUUUUUACCUUUUUAUGUUAGUACCCAGGAUGAGGGGGACAGGGGAUGAGUUUAGCUGUGCCAUUAAAAACCCAAUUUUCGUGUCAUUUCUGAACUAAUUAGUUUCGGUCUUCUCGUGCUUUUCAGUGUACUUUCUAACACUCAUUGCAUGAAUUCAGUUUGAGGAGUGGAGCAGGUGUCGGAUAGUUUAUCUGCAGCUCACAGUCAGCUGCUUUUAAAGGUUUAAAUGUCAAUAAACGUCAACCACACAUCUUACAGAUCCUUCAAAGUUCUUCCAAACGCUGACACUUUGGUGCAGUUACACAAAAUAAAAAGCAAACAGAGUAGUUGUUGCCUUUUGUGUACAAAUGUACAGUCCUGGUCAGUUUGGUGGUUUGUGUCAUCGCUGACCUUUUUAAAUAAUCGGUAUCUUUUUUGUGUGUGUUGUUUAAAACUAAGUGACUAAAGAGGUGUUUUAUUCUUUGAGAGCAGCACCACCCUGCUAUAAAUAA